Messenger RNA from Coffea arabica (coffee), 5439 nucleotides. Lineage: Eukaryota; Viridiplantae; Streptophyta; Magnoliopsida; Gentianales; Rubiaceae. The record is from RefSeq and is a predicted model, not a curated record.
AUGGAGCUUGAAGAGGCUGCAAUUCUGAUGUCCACAUGCAUUACUAGAACUUUGCCUGCUGCAUUGACUCUUGAGGAAGGUUUGAACAAGAUUGAGGAGGCUAUUCAAUUCUUGAUGGCUAAGCCGCCUUCCUCUUCUAGUGGGAUGUUCAGGUUCCAGCUUAAGGUUGCUGUUCCUCCAAGUGCAAAGGCUUUGAACUGGUUUUGCAGCCAACCAGAGUCAGAUGGGGUGUUUCCUCAAUUUUAUCUUUCAAAAGAGAAGGAGAAUCCAACAUAUAAAUCACUUGCUCUGGGAAGAACUCGUGGGGUAUUCGGAAUAGGUUCAGCACUAUCUUUUAAUGCCCGGUACACGAAUGGUUCAGAAAAUGGCGAUGCAACAAGUGAAGGUUUAGCUGCAGUGCAGCCGCAAACUGGAAUGUGCACAGAAACUGUUGCAUGGGACUUUCUUCAAUUUAAGAUUCACCUUAACCCUCAUGAAUGUGUGGAUUUGAUAAAAGCUUUUCUUUCAUAUUCCUGCAGAUAUCUAUCUGUUGAACUUGCAUUUCCAAGAGUAUAUGGCUUUCUGGAUACUAAUGUUGACAAGAUAUUGGCCUCCAUUGAGCACGAGACUGGUUCAUUCUACCUCUUCAUCCCACAGAUUGAGUUGGAUGAGUUUGAGGAUACCUCUAUCUUGGCUGCAACCCUUGCAUGGAACGAUUCCUCCUUAUGUACAUUUUAUGAAGCCAUUCAAACGUAUGAAUUAUCUCUUUUCCAGGCGAGAAUUAAUUUUUUGUCAACCACACAAGAAUGCAGCCGAAAUUGCAACUCUUCCACUGUACAGAAGUUCAACAUAAUGGAGGAUAAAAGUAUCCAAAUGGUACGUCUAAGUGCUGUUCGAUUAAGAGGAAAUUUUCUUCAGUCUGGCUCGGAGGAACUGGCUUCUGAUUUAUUCUGUCAGUUCUCUGCGAGGUUCUCUCCUACACUGGCUGUUGCCAAUAACAUGUAUCAGAUUGAUCGUUUUAAUCUUACAAGCUACUACGAAAAUGAUUGCCCCAACAUUAAUACCUUAUGGGCUUCACUUAUUAUUGAAGAAUGUGUUCGACUUGGUGUAACGUAUUUUUGCAUAGCUCCGGGAUCGCGAUCAUCUCCACUUACACUUGCUGCUUCUGCUCAUCCACUUACUACUUGUGUCGUGUGCAUAGACGAGCGCUCACUUGCCUUUAAUGCUCUUGGUUAUGCUAGAGGUUCUCAUAGACCAGCAGUAGUUAUAACAACAUCAGGCACGGCUGUUUCAAAUCUUCUCUCUGCUGUGGUGGAGGCCAGUGAAGAUUUUGUACCACUUAUAUUACUCACUGCUGACCGUCCCCCAGAGCUACUAGAUGCUGGAGCGAACCAAGCAAUUAACCAGGUCAAUCAUUUUGGACAGUUCACGAAGCAUUUUUUUGGUCUUCCAGUGCCCACUGAUGAUAUCUCUUCUAGAAUGGUCCUCACUACACUUGACUCUGCUGUUUACAUGGCUACCACUUCACCCUAUGGUCCUGUCCAUAUCAAUUGUCCUUUCAGAGAACCAUUAGGGAACAUUCAGACGACAUGGGAGAGUAGAGGUUUAAAGGGAUUAGAAAAUUGGAUGUCAACUUCAGAACCAUUUACAACCUAUUCCCAGGUUCAGCAUUCUGUUUCAUCUAAUCAGUGUCAUGGACUUAUGGCUGAAUUGGUCAAGCUAAUUCAAGGAGCGAAGCAAGGGCUUUUAGUGCUUGGUGCUCUUCAUACAGAGGAUGACAUAUGGGCAGCUCUUCUCCUUGCUAAACACCUGAAUUGGCCAGUUGUUGCUGGCAUCUUGUCAGGGUUACGCUUAAGAAAAUAUAUGGCUUCCUUUUCAGAAAUUGAAGAAAACAUUAUAUUCCUAGAUCACCUAGAUCAAAUGCUUCUCUCAGGUGCAGUCAAUGACUGGAUGCAAGCUGAUGUGAUAAUUCAGAUUGGUGGUCGGUUAGUUAGCAAACGCAUUUCAAAGAUGCUUGAAGGUUGCUUUCCUUGCUCCUAUAUAAUGGUUGACAAGCAUCCAAAACGUCAUGAUCCUUCUCACAUUGUAACUCCAGGAUCCAGAGUAGCCAUCACGGAGUUCACUGUUUGUGUAAACAAAAGCUGUUGUACUUCCAAACAUGAUAACAACAGAUGGAAGAGCAUUCUAACGAGCUCUCAACUAAAUGAGCCACUGAUGCUCUUGCACCAACAUGUUAUGAAUUGGAGAAGGUGUAAGAACACUGGGCCUUUUGGAGUCAAAAGGCAGGCUGCCCGAGAAAUCUCGUCUCUGAUUGAUUUAGAACAGUCUUUGACUGAACCUUAUAUUGCACAUGUAGCAUUGGAAAAUCUUCGAUGUAACUCUGCUAUAUUUAUCGGAAACAGCAUGGCAAUACGCGAUGCAGACAUGUAUGGGUAUAACUGGGCAAAAUGUACCCAUGAAACUUCAGAGAUGCUGAGCUCAGGAUUCCAAUGUCACCGUAUUCAGGUUGCUGGGAAUAGAGGAACUGGUGGCAUAGACGGGCUGCUUAGCACGGCUGUUGGAUUUGGUGUUGGCUGCAACAAACAUGUUCUUUGUCUAAUUGGAGAUGUUUCUUUUCUGUAUGACACAAAUGGACUGUCACUACUGAGACAAAGGGUAUUGCGGAAGCCAGUGAUUGUAAUUGUAAUAAACAAUCAGGGUGGUGCAAUUUUCAGUCUCCUGCCAUAUGCAAAGCUGACAGAUCACAAAAUUCUAGAUCAAUUUUUCUACACAUCUCAUGAUGUUGCUAUUGGGGAUCUAUGCAUGGCACAUGGCAUGAAGCAUGCACAAGUUCAGACAAAGAAGGAAUUGGGUGAAGCUUUAUUAACAGCCCAGCAAGAAAACUGUGACUACGUCAUAGAAGUAAAGAGCUGCAUUGACAACACAGCGACCUUUCACAGUCAUUUGGGGGCAUCCAUUUCUCAGGCCAUUGAUCAUUCUUUAGGUGUGCUCUCAAAGCUUUCACAAUCAGAAACAACCUUACAUGGAAGUUCAAGUAUUAGAAUCUCUAAAAUGGAGUAUUCUCUGUACAGGAUUCCAUUAAGAGCUCCACCAACUUCAUCUUCUGGCAAUAAUAACUCUUCCAUAUUCUACAGAGAAGGAUUUGUCAUAAGCUUGUGCCUUGAGGGUGGAGGUACUGGGUUUGGGGAGGUGGCACCCCUUGAAAUACACAGAGAAAACCUGCUGGAAGUUGAAGAGCAACUUCGCUUUCUUAUUCAUGUUAUAGAAGGAAGAGAAAGUACUUAUUUUCUUUCACUACUCAAUGGGUCUAUAUCAUCUUGGAUAUGGAAUUGCUUGGGAAUAUCGCCAGAUUCCCUAUUUCCAAGUGUGAGAUGCGGCUUGGAGAUGGCUAUACUCAAUGCUAUUGCAGCCAGCAAAUCUUCCAGUUUAAUAGACAUAUUCCAUCCAAGGACAGGAGAAUUACAUACAAAGGGGACAGCUGUGAAGAUAUGUGGCCUCAUUGAUUCCAUUGGAGGUCCCACAGAUAUGGCUUCUGCUGCAUCUGCCCUUGUUGAAGAGGGUUUUGCUGCUAUAAAAAUAAAGGUGGCACGUAGGAGCAACCCCAUCGAGGAUGCCAUGGUUAUACAAGAGGUUAGAAGAAAAGUGGGGAAUCAUGUUGAAAUCCGUGUUGAUGCCAACAGAGGUUGGACAUUUUCUGAAGCAGCAGAGUUUGCUAAUUUGGUGAAAAACUGCAACCUACAGUAUAUUGAGGAACCUGUUAAGGAUGAAGAUGAUAUUGUCAAAUUUUGUGAAGAAACUAACUUACCUGUGGCUCUUGAUGAGACCGUGAACAAUACAAGAGCAAAUCCCCUGGAGGUCAUAAACAAUUACACGCACUCUGGAAUUGUUGCGGUGGUUAUUAAACCAAGCAUGCUUGGGGGUUUUGAGAAUGCAGCAUUGGUUGCUCAAUGGGCUCAGAAGCAAGGGAAGAUGGCGAUUGUUAGUGCUACAUUUGAGAGUGGCUUGGGACUGUCAGCCUAUACUCAGUUCUCAAGUUAUCUCAAUCUGCAAAAUGCUGAAAUACGUAGGUUGAUGAAAAAGGAACGAUCACUAUGCUUAGCUCAUGGUCUGGGGACCUACAAAUGGCUUAAAGAAGAUUUGAGUGUAAAGCCUGCAGAGGUCCAUUUCAAUUCAAACAAUGGAUUUGUAGGGGCCUCUGUUGUUGAUACUGCUCAAUUCCUGCAGAGGUUUCAAGUCAACCAAAAUGUCAUUGUUCGAACUUUUGAUGAAGAACAAGUUCGUAACUACCAGCUACCUGUUGAUUUUGAGGGUGUCUCCUAUUCCAUCAAUGUGCUAGAGACGGGAAAAAGAGUUGGAGACUAUGUAUUCGUCUUUCUUCAUGGCUUUCUUGGAAGGGGUGAAGAUUGGAUACCCAUCAUGAAAGCCUUCUCAAGAUCAGUAAGAUGCAUAGCAAUUGACCUUCCAGGUCAUGCCAGAUCUGACGUGAAAUAUCAGGCUGAUAAUGGUUCCAUGAAGCGGCACAGUUUGUCAGUUGAUGCUAUUGCUGGAAUGUUAUGCAAGUUUAUUACUAAUGUGACCUCUGAAAAGGUUAUUCUUGUUGGGUACUCAAUGGGAGCAAGGAUCGCCUUACACAUGGCUUUAAAAUAUGAUGAUAAGAUUGAUGGAGCUGUUAUAAUCUCCGGAAGCCCUGGAUUGACAGAUCCUGGGGCAAGGAAGUUCCGUCGAGCAAAAGAUGAUUUCAGAGCCAGCUCCCUUGUUUCUCACGGCCUAGAGCACUUUUUAGGUGCCUGGUAUGUUGAGGAGAUAUGGAAUAGCUUAAGGAGCCAUCCACAUUUCAGUGAAAUAGUCACUGAUCGCUUGCAGCAUGAUGAUUUGCACACCCUUGCUAAAGUACUGUCUGAUUCAAGUAUUGGGAGACAACAACCAUUGUGGGAAGACCUGAAGCAGUGCAACCUACCACUUCUACUCAUUGUUGGAGAGGAUGAUGCCAAGUUUAAACAAAUUGCCAAAAGGAUGCUCCAUAAAAUCAGCCAUAGCACCAGGAUGAAGGCUACUCCAGCAAUAGUCGAAGUUCCAAAAUCUGGCCACGCUGCACAUCUUGAGAAUCCUCUUCAUGUAAUAUAUUCUUUAAGGCAGUUCUUGAACAGAGUCAAAACCUUGAGUUCACUUCAAACGCAAAAUGCAGUGGUAGAUAGUCAUCGUGACAUUCCCCGUCAGGUUUCAAAGACAAUGUAAAAACACGAUAACUUGGUUCAAUUCUUGGCUUCAUCUUCCGAAACCCCAUCUACACAAGUCUGUGGUCAAUGUAGAUCCUACAAGUCAUGGAAUGCAAGAUUACUCUCUGCAGAUGUUCAACGCUCUCAAAUGUAUGUAGUGAAAUCCCCGGUGUAACAUAAUAAUUGCUGCCCCAUAGUCUGCUUCUGUUUCAUUACCUGAAAUACAAUAUUCAGCUCGCAGCCA